AUGGAAUUAAAAUCUACUACCAGAAGAACUGUUAAUAAGGAACAACUUAGACAAUCUCAAAGGAAUAGGAAUAAUAUGAGACAACGGACUAACAGAAUUAAGAAAGCUAGCAGGAGAAACAUCCUCAGUUUGACCAGGGAUAACCAAUCUCUAAUGUUAAGCAGGAAGCUGAGAAAAAUAGUGAGAUGCAAAAAGAAUAAGAUUCAGAACGUCCAAGAUUUGAGGAAUGUUAUCAGAUCGCUGGUGUCUCCAAAGAGAUCAACCAAGCAAGUGGCUACACCUCCAGCUAAUACAAAAAGAGACAAGAGAAGGAGAAUUCUUUCUGCUGGAAGAUGCGGAAUCAAGCAUUCAGAGGAGCAAAGAGAACAGAAUUUAUCAAUGAUCGAGUAUCACCAAAAUAUGAUCAGUCGCAUCAAUAAAAAGCUAGAGCAAAACAAAAUUAUCAAUGGAAGAUUUUGCUCCCCUCUAGUUCUGCGCCAGAAGGCUACCAACUUCCAGACUUACGGAAGCUCUUCAAAGUCUAUCAGUGAUGAUUCAAGUCAAGGUGAUAUAGCACUUCCAAAGCUAAACAAGGUCUCCCCUUAGGAGUUCUGACCAUAAUUAAUAAUUUACGAUAACGAUAAUUUUAACUAAUAACUUGCUUCC
This is a messenger RNA of Moneuplotes crassus, 645 nucleotides long. NCBI's taxonomy places the organism in Eukaryota, Ciliophora, Spirotrichea, Euplotida, Euplotidae. The record is from the annotation of a GenBank genome assembly.